UCUGUUGUCAAAAGUUUUUGACAACAGAAGAACCCUUUCUGUUGCUAUAUAGAACCAUAUGCAACACAUUCUCCAUCAACCUGAAGAACCAUUUUACCAUGCACAGAACCACUUGGAAGAACUCUUGGAGAACCCUUGCAAAACCGUCUUUAAAAAAAAUCUUAAAAUGUCUCUUACAGUGUAAACGCCGUUGAGUCCACUUCCUGUCCACUUUAUAAGAAAUCUUAUAUCAGUUAUGCCAGUCAGAAACCACUGCUCGUCUGGAAACUCUGAACUGCGCAUGCGCGGCACACCUGAGCCGCCAGGUGAGCCUGGUUUCGUUUUCUCUGAUCUCAGCGCUCCAGACUUUCUUCUUCUGUUUUUCUGCUAGUUUCCUCUCGCGCGCUGCUGUGAACCAUGUCCAAAUCCGCGCGGGACGUCCUGCUCGAGGGUCUGGACGAUCUGACCGACGAGCAGUUUAAGAGGUUCACCGACAAGCUGAUUGACUCUCGCCUGGAGCCGCGCGUGCGGCGAGGCGCCGUGGAAAAGAAGGACCGCUUAGACGUCACGCGCAUUAUGAUAGACACCUACACGGAAAAGCGCGCGCUGGGGGUCGCAGGGGAUCUGCUGAAGGCGAUAGGAUGUAACCAGCCAGCGGAGGAUCUAGAAAAGGAGGCAGCAGCUUUAGAUCUUGAGGAACAUAAGCAACCGCCUCAUAAGGAACCUGAGGAACGUCCUCCUCCCGGCCCACAGCCAAACACCAGCUCUCCUCUCAUUCACUGCACCCCACAGUUCAAAGACAAAAUCCUCAAAGAAAAAGGACAGGAGAUUUACCCUGUUCUAGAUAAGGGAGUGAGGAAGCGUUUGGCUCUGCUGAUCAACAACGUGGAGUUUGAGUGUGAGAAUAUGAGGAGGAGAGGAGCUCAGAGAGACGAGGAGAACAUGGAGAAGCUGCUGAGAGGUCUGGGCUACGACGUCGUAAAACACACCAACCUCUCUGGACAGGAAAUGGACGAGGCGCUAAGAAGCUUUGCUGGACGUAGUGAGCACAAAGAGUCAGACAGCACCUUCGUGGUUAUAAUGUCCCACGGCAAGAGAGACGCCAUUUUGGGGGUCCAUCACAAACCUGACAACCCAACUGAUUUCCUUUCUGUUGAUAGAAUCUACUCCCACCUGAACACGCAGAACUGUCCUGCUCUGCUCAACAAACCAAAAGUUAUUCUGAUUCAAGCCUGCAGAGGAGAUGAGAAAGGCCGUGUUUGGGUCGCUGACAGUGCAUCAGAGGAUCUGUGGAACAUGGAGAGCGACGGUGUCUGGGAGCAUAAAGAGAAGGAUUUUGUCUCGCUGUUGUCCUGCACACCUGACACCGUGUCUUACAGGCACACAGAACACGGAGCAUUUUUUAUCGGAUUCCUGGUGGAGGUGUUCAAUGCGAACGCCCAUAAGGACCACAUUGAGGAACUGUUCCGACAGGUUAUGAGACGCUUUGAGAACUUCCAGAAGCUCAAGCAGAUGGUGUCUAAGGAUCGAAUUUCUCUCACAAAGUUGUUCUACCUGUUCCCCGGGCUCUGAGAUGACACUUGUUUUGUCUGAGCUUUUAUUCUGCUUGACUAUCACAUACGAAUCUGUAAAGAGGCGCCCUACAGUGGUGCAACUAUGGCCAAUUCUUUUUCUUUUACUUAGGAUUAAAAUGUACAAUUUUAGGAGAAAAAUGCAAAAUAAUUGAUUUUUUGUACUACUUUUUUGGUUUACAUACACAUUCAGAGUAAACAUGAACAUGAUUCACAAAGAACUGUAAUGACUUUAAUGCUGUAUGAAUAAUGAUGUACACAGCAUACCGUGAACUGGUCUUACACUGUAAUUAUGCUGUUAUGCUGUAUGUCUCUCAGAUAUAACAUGACAGGACAAACUCAGAUUAGCAGGAGAAGCUUUGUAACUUUUGGAAGGAAGUAUUAAAGCAUAUUUUUGAAAAGA
Colossoma macropomum (tambaqui) is the source of this 1953-nucleotide messenger RNA. Its product is annotated as caspase-4-like. Gene Ontology annotation, molecular function: cysteine-type endopeptidase activity. The coding region runs from base 397 to 1551 and encodes 384 amino acids. Lineage: Eukaryota; Metazoa; Chordata; Actinopteri; Characiformes; Serrasalmidae. The record is from RefSeq and is a predicted model, not a curated record. The transcript is spliced from 7 exons. Gene Ontology annotation, biological process: proteolysis.